Sitophilus oryzae (rice weevil) is the source of this 2837-nucleotide messenger RNA. It is a transcript of the gene RagC-D, whose product is annotated as ras-related GTP-binding protein C. The record is from RefSeq and is a predicted model, not a curated record. Bases 180 to 1346 code for a protein of 388 amino acids. Gene Ontology annotation, cellular component: Gtr1-Gtr2 GTPase complex; nucleus; lysosome. Gene Ontology annotation, biological process: positive regulation of TOR signaling; regulation of autophagy; cellular response to amino acid stimulus. NCBI's taxonomy places the organism in Eukaryota, Metazoa, Arthropoda, Insecta, Coleoptera, Curculionidae. Gene Ontology annotation, molecular function: GTP binding; GTPase activity. The transcript has 8 exons.
CGAUUUAAAAGAUAACCUGUGAAGAUAACCUAUCAAUUUUGAGUUGAAAUGUCAAGUGGAAUUUAGAAUUAUAAAUACAUUUUCGAAAAGGAUUUUCAACAACAAAAUACGUAUUUUUCUUUAUAUUAAAUGUGUCAAGACCUCAUAUUCCACGAAUAGUUAAUAGCUAUAUCUACAAAAUGUCGUCAUAUCAGGAUGAUGAAGAGGGUGUACCGUUUGAUGGUCAGGCUAGUUCAUUUCCCAAGGAAUUUGGUUAUGGGGCCUUUGAUGGAGAUCAAGAUAAUAAUUCUGCCGACCACAAACCUCGUAUCUUACUUAUGGGCCUACGGAGGUCAGGAAAAUCAUCGAUACAAAAGGUUGUUUUCCACAAAAUGUCACCAAAUGAAACCCUGUUUUUAGAGAGCACAAACAAGAUCGUCAAAGAUGAUAUAAAUAACUCUAGUUUUGUUCAAUUUCAAAUCUGGGAUUUUCCUGGUCAAAUAGAUUUUUUUGAUAAUUGUUUUGAUUUUGAUAAUAUAUUUGGAGGAUGUGGAGCAUUAGUGUUUGUAAUAGAUGCACAGGAUGAUUAUUUGGAUGCACUAAAUAAGCUAAAUUUAAUUGUAACAAAAGCAUACAAAGUAAAUCAGAAUAUAAAAUUUGAGGUAUUUAUUCAUAAAGUUGAUGGAUUAGGGGAUGAUUCAAAGAUGGAAUGCCAAAGAGAUAUCCACCAAAGGGCUAUAGAUGAUUUGAGUGAUUCUGGGUUUGAUCAAAUUCAUCUUAGUUUUCAUUUAACAUCCAUUUAUGAUCAUUCUAUAUUUGAGGCAUUCUCUAAAGUUGUACAAAAGUUAAUAACACAACUACCAGCACUUGAAAAUUUAUUGAAUAUCUUAAAUACGAACUCAGCUAUAGAAAAAUCAUUCCUUUUUGAUGUUGUGUCAAAAAUAUAUAUUGCAACUGAUUCAACUCCUGUUGAUAUGCAAAGUUAUGAAUUGUGUUGUGAUAUGAUUGAUGUUGCUAUUGAUCUGUCAUCUAUUUAUGGAGUAAAAGAAGAACAAGAGCCAGCUGCUUUUGAUGAGCAAAGUUCCAGUUUAAUAAAGUUAAACAAUGGAACAGUGUUAUAUCUAAGGGAAGUUAAUAAAUUUUUAGCAUUAGUAUGUAUUUUAAGGGAAGAUAAUUUUGAUCAUAAAGGUAUCAUUGAUUAUAACUUUUUGUGUUUUCGUAAUGCCAUUCAACAAGUAUUUGAACUGAGAAAUAAAAGCCAAUCUCCAAUGACUAAUUCAAUUGGGAGUCCUGUUGUUAAUGGAGGUCACUUGAUGGGUGAUGGCCAUCUUAGUCCAACGUUAAUUGAUGAACAGCCUUUAAGUUAAAACUGAAAUAUUAAUUGAUGCAAGUUGUAUAUUGUGCCUUUUUAAGCAAUCCUUUAUUUGUAUUUAUUUAAUUUUUUUAUUGUAACAUAAGAAUUUUUCAAACUAGAGAAAACAAUUUUAAAUCACUUAUAGUUUCCAUUGAGCAAACAAAUAACUAUAAUAAUGUAUAUUUGGUUUAUAUUGAUUUUUAUAUUUAUUUUUUUUUACGCCACUGAUUUUAUUAUUUGCGUAUUUUUGCAAAAUAAUACCAAUACAAUUUUUUAGUGCCAUAUAUAGGAGCCCAUAAAUAUAUUGUGAGAUAUCGGUGACUACAAUGUAUAUCAAUAAGAAUUAUAUGUAACAAAGUAGAGAAAUGUUGAAAUCACACUAUAUUUUUUGGCCAGCUUUAUUUAUAUUAAUUAUUGUAUGACUUACUUACUUUAAAAGUAAGUGUAUCAUAUCUAAAAGUUGGCAAUAACAAGAUGAAUAAAUAAUAGGGCGCAAUUUUCUUUAGUUUUAAACUAAUUUGCACUCAAAAUAAAUUUCUCUAUUUGUCAAACAAACGUUCACUGACCCAGUGUGAGUUCAUAUUAAUGAAUAUCCUUUAAUGAGGGAAUAAAUACACAUUAUCUUCACAAUGGUUUCAAAAACAUGGUUUUAUUUAAAAAAGAACUACAAAUAAGGUGGCGAUUUGUUUCGAGACGGUGAGGUCUCAUUUUCAGACCCAAGCUAAAAUAUAAAACAAAGUCAAAGAAGUAAAAAACUUCAUAAAAACAGUCAAAUACAUAAACAAAAGUGAGGUAAUCAAAAGACAAAUACAAAUUAUAUAUAGGUAAAAGUAUUGCAAUUAUUUAAUUAUAAAAUUGUUAGAGAAAUUAAAAUGGCUUAAGAAUAGAUAACUUAUAAUUUAUAAAUGAUAAAAACAGGGAGAUGGUGAGAAAUUACUUUUAUCUUAUACAUUAGAUAUUAAAGGUAAUUUAGAAACAAUUAUUAAAUUACAACAUUCUUUUUACUAUUGAAAGGAAUAACUAAAUGUAUAUUAUGCAAGAAAAUUAAAAAAUAUUCAAUUUGAAUAUUUUUUUUAUAAUUUGUUAGUACAUGUGUAUAUUUUGAGAGGAGCCAAGAGUUUUUUGUAGUUAUAUCCCCUGGUAGGAAAGAGAAGGGAACAAUAUAAUCUUAAAUUAUUUAUGUAUAAUUUAAUAUAUUUUGUUGUGUUAAUCAAAUUUAAUUUAUAUGAUAUUUUCGAGGCCCUACCGCCUCGAAACUUGUCGCCUUCAUAUUUGUAAAAAAUUUUAAAUGAAAAAAAAUAAUACAAGAUUGACUGUUUGAGGACACUAUGUCUUUAUUCUCUCAUUAGAUCAUUCUCUCUGCCUUUUUUGUAUACACCUGGUUUUUAUGUGGUAAUUUUCUUAGAUAUUUAGAAACUAAGUAGCUUUAUUAUAUAUUUUAUUUACUUUUAAAUAGUUGUUUAGUCCUUAUUUUAGUACAAAAUUUAAUAAAGAUAACAUAUUA